AUGUCAUUAGAAAAACAAAGUAACUCUGAUUUGGAGCACGACGCUGUUGUUACCCCAGAUAUUGAGAUCAUACCAGGUACUGUUCAAUUAGUCGAUAUCACAGGAGGUUUAGAUGUUAAAAAGAAUGACUCGAAUGAUAAUGUUAUCUUAUUACCCCAACCAACAAAGGAUAUCAAUGAUCCAUUGCGUUGGACAAAAUUAAAGAAACAUCUUCAAUUUUUUUUUGUUUGGUUUUGGUGUUUUAUACUUGCAGCCACUUCAAAUUUCUAUGGUCCAUUAUGGGGGGUUUGGAUGGAAGACUUAGGUUUCAAUUUAAACCAAUUAACCAUUAGUAAGGCUAUUAUCUUCCUAUUUCUUGGUACUGGAAUCUUAGUUAUUCAACCUACGGCAUUGAAAUUGGGUAAAAGAUUCACAUAUUUGACAUGUGCCGUUGUUGGUAUUGUCGGAUUGGCAAUCGGAUCACAAGCAACCUCAAUUGGGUCAAUUUUUGUAGCUCAAGCAUUUGCGGGUGUAUCUGCUGCUCCUGUUGAUACAUUGUCAGAAAUCUCGGCUACUGAUAUUUAUUUCCAACAUGAAAGAUCGACUGCAUUUGCUUUAGUUAUUCUUGCACUUUAUGCUGGGUGUUAUUUGGGACCAGUUGCUGCUGGAUUUAUUGUUGAGGGAGCAGGUUGGAGAUGGUGUUAUUAUGUCCAAAUUAUCAUCUAUGUUAUUAUGUUUAUCUUUUUAUUGUUCACAAUGGAAAACACUUCAUUUAGACGUGACCAUACUACAGAAGACGAAUUUGAAGAAGGUGUGAUCAAAGCUGUGCAAUCAAAGGAAUUACACGUUGCCACUCUGAUUGCCGAAGUCAAUCAAGAAACUGGAGAAGAAAAUGAUGGGAAUUCAAUUGAUGAAUCUAUCCCCGAGAAAACUUAUAAACAACGUAUGAAACUCAUUCAAACUGACAACAAUGAUGAAAGAUCAUGGCUUUUGAUCUUCUCUAGACCAUUCUUAAUGUAUUCGUUCCCAGCGAUAAUUUGGGGUGGUUUGGUCUACGGGGCUCAAAUGAUGUGGUUAUCAUUAAUCGGUGCCACCCAGGCAGUAAUCUAUGGAGCAGAACCGUAUAAUUUCUCAGCUAAUGGAGUUGGAUUGACUACCUUGGGAGCAUUUGGAGGAAGUGUAAUUGGGAUGGUCGUUGGUGGGUAUCUUGUUGAUAAUUCUUCAAUUUGGUUGGCAAGAAGGAAUCAUGGUAUUUUGGAACCUGAAUUCAGAUUAUAUGCUAUGAUAAUUCCAACAAUUUCUAAUGCUGGUGGAUUGUUGGCAUAUGGAUUAGGGGCAUAUUAUGAAGCGCAUUGGGUGAUUUCGGUUGUUAUUGGACAAGGGCUUUUGGGAGUUGCUAUGGGAUCUUCUGGUGCUAUAUGUUUAACUUAUGCGGUUGAUUCUUAUCAUAAUCUUGCAAGUGAAUGUAUUGUUUUUAUUCUUUUUAUAAGGAAUAUGAUUGGGAUGAUUUUCUGUUUUGUAUUUGAAGAUUGGUUAGACGGAUGCGGGCUUAAAUUGACUACUUGGCUUAUGUUUAUGUUAUCAAUUCUUAUUAAUGGUAGUUUUAUUGUGUUUAUCAAAUGGGGUAAGACUUUCCGUAAAAUGACUAUGGCAUCUUAUCAUAAAUAUUCUGACCCAACAUAUGGUGAGAUAUUCAAAAAGAAGUCUUAA
Molecule: messenger RNA, 1689 nt
Organism: Hemisphaericaspora subhashii
Lineage: Eukaryota; Fungi; Ascomycota; Pichiomycetes; Serinales; Debaryomycetaceae
Exons: 1
Coding region: 1-1689 (562 amino acids)
Biological process (GO): transmembrane transport
Cellular component (GO): fungal-type vacuole
Molecular function (GO): transmembrane transporter activity
Source: RefSeq, a predicted model, not a curated record